GUAUCUUUUACAGUUACACAGCCAGGGUGAAUUUGUUUUGAAAUGUUGUAAGCUCUGACAAGGAGUUGGCUGUAUUUUGUCCUCCGAAAACAUCCACAGGUUUCCAUGUUUUCGCGUUUUUGAUAAUCAUUCAUGGUAGUGCGACUAAUUCCUAAAGAAAGGUGAACGUGAAAGCUGUUGUGUGGUCGUGUUUAGUUCAUAAGCAUGGAUUCGGAAUGUAAUCCGUGGAUCUUCAAGUCAAGGUUACAGGAAAAUGAAGUUAAUUUGCAGCAGCAGUCACUGCUGGAGUAUGAAGAACAAAUGUGUCAAUGCCAGACCCUGAGACGACAGGUAGAAGAUCUCCAGAAAAGAAUUGAGGAGAAGGACAACAAACUCACUGAGGCGAACAAGGUGAUCAGAGCACUGAGGGAUGAGGUGCAGACACUGCAGCAACAGCUGGAGCAGCACAGACGGAACAACCGUGAUGACAAAAUUGGACAGAGACGUCAGCAAGGUCGGCGUGCAAGAGUAAAUGACAUCACUGCAUUGGGUUGUGAGAUCCCACCAAACGUCUUCCUGUCCUGCACGUCUGGAGAUGAUCCAACAGACACGCCGACAUCACCACAGGAACUGACAUCACCACAGGAACCGGAGGAUGACUCAGCGGAUUUUCCAGCAUCUCCUGCUUAUGAUGAUGAUGAUGCACUGACAUCACCACGGCAACUGAAACUGCCUGUGCUGUCAGUGAAGCUAGAAGACUGCCGUGAAAUGCUGGGGCCUGACGAAAUUUGUAAUAUUCAACUGAUGGAGGACGUCAGCGAUGAGGGUGACAACAACGAUGACGGCUACAAAGGUUAUCAGGACGACGACAGUGACUUUGACCCAACAGAUCCCAGCUUUGAUGAGCCUGCACCUGCGAGGGAACAGAAGAGGCAGAGCAGAGGAGUCGGGAAAGUCAAGAAAGCCAAAUCCAAAAAGUAUCACUAUGACAAACGUUUCGCAUGCACAGAAUGCGAAAUGAUAUGUAGAUUUCCAAGCCGGCUGGCUCGUCACCAAAGAGUGCACGCCAAAGAGAAAAAGCGUGCCACUGCAUGUGAAAGCGCAUCUGCUGAAUCUCCACACGAAAGUGCGUCCACCGACUCGCCCAACGCUGAGUGUCAACAGGAAAAGGACGAAGACUCGACGUCUCAAAAGCCUUCUGGGGAGUGUGAUGUCUGUGGCAUGAUUCUUGCUUCCACAACAAGUCUCAAAGUUCACAAAAGACUUCACACAGGUGAAAUGCCAUACGCCUGCAAAGUUUGCGACAAAACUUUCAGGCAGUUAGGUGGACUCCUUGCACACCGGAAACACCAUCCACAGGAGACAGGUGAAAAGACAAGUGAAAAACCCAUCAAGACAGCUGAAAAGCCUGUCAAGACACGUGCAAAGGGCAUCAUGAAAAAAAAGAAAAAGAAGGGCGUAGGGCUCAAGUGCUCACUUUGCCCCAAGGAAUUCCACAGUUCAGUACUCUUAGACAGACAUUUUAGAAUACAUUCAGGAGAGAAACCCUAUCUUUGUAGCCAGUGCCCCAAGAGAUUCAGCACUGGUUCUGGUCGGAAAAGUCACGAAAUAUUCGCCCAUACAGACGAGAAACCUUUCGAGUGUCUGGUGUGUAACAUGACAUUCAAAACGAAACCUUGCCUUAAAUCUCACGAGUUAAUGCACUCUGGACUGAAGCCAUUUACCUGCACGUACUGCAACAAGGCUUUUGCACAUAAAACCAAGCUAAAGAUACACAUAAGAAGACACACAGGAGAGAAGCCCCACAAGUGCUCGUUCUGCGACGCUAGUUUCGUCAAAAACUGUGAUCUCACAACACACCUACGUCGACACACAGGCGAGAGGCCUUACCUUUGCUCUAUUUGUGGGAAGACUUUCAGUUACGGUCACAUACUGAAGACCCACCAGAGAAUUCACACUGGAGAAAAACCCCACCAGUGCACCAUCUGUGGGGAGAAAUUCGCCUACCCACAGCCCCUGCAGGCACACGAGAAGAAAGUGCACAAAAUUGUUUCCCACGAGUGUCGAGAGUGUGGGAAGAGCUUUAAAUCAGACCGAGGAUUAAAAUAUCAUGACUGCAUUAAAGGUCCAAAUAGCACUCCAGUGAAUGAUGACAAUGGGAUUCGUGCAGCAAAGUGCACUGAGGGAAUUGAAGCAGCAAAGUGCAUUGAGGGGGCUGAAGUAGCCCAGAACAUUGAGACAGUGGAAGCAGCAAGGUACAUCCCAGACAUGGAGAUGUAUGAUGAAGAAAUGACCUGAACUUAGUAUUGCUUCAACAUUGCAGCCCUCCCCCUGUAGUGAGUCUCCAGUUGAAUAAACAGUGUGAAAAGGGA
Molecule: messenger RNA, 2351 nt
Organism: Engraulis encrasicolus (European anchovy)
Lineage: Eukaryota; Metazoa; Chordata; Actinopteri; Clupeiformes; Engraulidae
Product: zinc finger protein ZFP2-like
Exons: 6
Coding region: 205-2277 (690 amino acids)
Biological process (GO): regulation of DNA-templated transcription
Molecular function (GO): RNA polymerase II cis-regulatory region sequence-specific DNA binding; DNA-binding transcription factor activity, RNA polymerase II-specific
Source: RefSeq, a predicted model, not a curated record